GGGGUUAAAUACUUUGUGUCCAGAUGUAUCAAAUUUCCCGACUUUUGGCAUGUGGACCUAAUUUGUAGCCGAAAGAGAACAGGGCCAAAGCCCAAAUCUUAUAGUCCAAGAUUCAACCGCGGCGGGGAGUGAAGAAGAAAUAGAAAAGAAAAAGAAAAAAAAAACAGCUUUAGAAGGAGAAGAAGGGAAAUGGCGGAUGGACGGAGAUGAGAUGGAGCUAAAUGAAGAGAGUGAUGGUCCUCGUCGGUGGAGCGGUGGCGUAGAAGGCUACUGGUAUUGGGCGGGGGCAAGUUCGGUCCAAUUAUUAUGGGCUAUUUUAUCUCUCCGGCGAGGUUAUGCAGGCGAUUCUCGUUUAAUGCCUUUUAAGGCCUUCGGCGUGGCAUCCCUCUUCGUUGGCUCCGCCGCUUCCGCCACCAUCGGUUCUCUCCGAGCCUCUGGCAUCCACUCGGUGGAUGACAUGAAGACUCUAGGUGCAAAUAUAAGGUCUGGGCUUGGAAUACGACCAAGAGCACAAGACAAUUAAUUAUGGUUAUGUCAUGGCAAACCUAUGGCAUUCAGGAUCUCCCUUCCUGAUCUUGCCCUGAAGUGCUCGCAAACACAAAGCUCAUCAUUGAAUUUUUAAUCCUUCGUGGUAGUGGAGCUCAGAAGCAAUCUCUUUUGAGAAGUACUCUCUCCUUUAGCAAUAUGACGAUUUUGUGCAUUUUUAGUGCAUGAUGACUGUUGUUUUAAAAUCCCUCUGAAUGGAUGCUUUUGGAGGUGUACUUUUAUGUGAUAGUGGCCAUUUUAAUGUUUCUUUUAGUUUUAAGCUGAUCUGUUUCUCAGUGAUUAAAAAUAAAAAAAAAAGUGGUCUGUGGACAAAUUCAUAUGGUCCAGUAGAUUAAUAAACUUAAGCAGUUGGUUACA
Molecule: messenger RNA, 903 nt
Organism: Coffea arabica (coffee)
Lineage: Eukaryota; Viridiplantae; Streptophyta; Magnoliopsida; Gentianales; Rubiaceae
Source: RefSeq, a predicted model, not a curated record